AAGAGUUUUAAAGGUGCUGGGAAAUUUUGAGCCGCGAGUGGGGGUGCGAAGCUGGCGGUCGGCCACGACCCACUCGAGGUGUAGCUGCAGGUCUUUCACGUGUAAGGUCACGUGCUCGCGCGAACGGUCGGCGCGGGUGGCCGGUCCUGGCUUGAGAGCUCGACGCGUCCUGUCUGCGUCUGCGUCAUGGAUCCGCAGUGUGCAAGUCGUCGCAGAUCUCAGGAGACAAGAGACGUCCACCCGUGAUCUCCUUUCUUCAAGCAAGCGAGACAGACAAUAAAACAGUGUAAAAAUGCCCGAGAUUGCUGAAGUUGCGCGGUGCGUGCACUUCUUGCGCCUUCAUCUUGUGGGUAAGAAGAUUGCCAAGGUCUCUGCCCCUGACGAUGCCAAUGUAUUCGGUAAAGUUGGCACCAGCGGCCCGGCCUUUGAGAAAGCUGUAAAGGGGAGGAAGGUUGUUUCUGUCGGAAGUCAAGGGAAGUACUUCUGGAUCACAUUCGACAAACCCCCUCAUGCAGUGAUGCAUUUGGGCAUGACAGGAUGGAUUCACAUCAAAGGCGACAAAACAGCUUACACAAACUACUACAAAAAGAUGAAGGAAGGCGAAGCAGACAUCUGGCCACCCAAAUACUGGAAAUUCCAUAUCGAGACCGAAGGCACGCCCAAAGUCUCAGCCGCCUUCACCGACCCCCGUCGCUUCGGCCGCAUCCGCCUGGUAGACUGCCCCGGCGCAGAGAUCCGAUCCCACUCGCCCCUGAAAGAAAACGGGCCCGACCCGGUCGUCGACGUCGACGUCUUCACGGAGACCUACCUCCGCCAAAAGAUGCAGUCCCGCCACGUCCCCGUCAAGGCCCUCCUCCUCGAUCAGAGCCACAUCAGCGGCAUCGGCAACUGGGUCGCCGACGAGGUGCUGUACCAGUCCCGGCUGCACCCGGAGCAGUACUGCGAUACCUUUGACGAAGGGGAGAUGACGAGGUUGUACGAGGCCGUACGGUAUGUCUGUCAGACGGCCGUCGAUAAGCUCGGGGACUCGGACGAGUUCCCGGACGAUUGGUUGUUUAAUUAUCGCUGGGGCAAGGGGAGUAAAGGCGCCGCGUCAGAGCUGCCCAACGGGGAGAAGCUUGCGUUUAUCACCGUUGGCGGGAGGACGAGUUGCUAUGCUCCUGGGAGGCAGAAGAAGACUGGCCAGGUUGUGCCGUCGGCGAAGGAGGAGUCCGUGGAGGAAGAGGGUGAUGACGGCAAGAAGUGAAGAAGGAGGAGACUCCUGAGCCCGCCGCCGAAGCACCGGCGCCAAACAAGAAGCAACGAGCUUCAAAACAGGCUGCGGAGAAGCCUACGGCUCCAUCAACCAAGUCCAAGAAGACUGCCGUAAAGAAGGAAGAGGCGGCUGGGGAGACAAAGGCAACGGCGGUAGAGGACACGCGUAGACGGAGGUCCCUCCGACUGAAGGGGUGAGCGUUUAUAUCUUAUCG
Colletotrichum acutatum is the source of this 1469-nucleotide messenger RNA. Its product is annotated as Formamidopyrimidine-DNA glycosylase N-terminal domain-containing protein. The record is from RefSeq and is a predicted model, not a curated record. The coding region runs from base 293 to 1246 and encodes 317 amino acids. NCBI's taxonomy places the organism in Eukaryota, Fungi, Ascomycota, Sordariomycetes, Glomerellales, Glomerellaceae. Gene Ontology annotation, cellular component: nucleus. Gene Ontology annotation, biological process: base-excision repair. Gene Ontology annotation, molecular function: zinc ion binding; damaged DNA binding; DNA-(apurinic or apyrimidinic site) endonuclease activity. The transcript is spliced from 5 exons.